UUACACCUUGCACCAAAUUGCAGUAUUUGCACCACUCCUUUUAAAAUACAUUAAAUAUUUAUUGAAAUUGUUAUAUUUAUUCAAGUGCUGUCACUUAAGCUCUGCGAACAGGGAGGUACAGAGUUGCUGGCAGGAUGAUGGCUGUGUGUCUCCUGCAUGGAGGUGUUGCACCAAAUUGCUUUUCUCAAAGAACGUACAACAUGGUGGCAGGAAGACCUAAUCACACGGUAAAAUUAAAUGAAAUCCACAAUACUGAACUCCAUGACAGGCUGGAAAAGGUGUGUGUGUGUUUUAAUGUGCUUAAAGCAGUUGCUAUGGUAAUUUGCAUUUAUAGAAGUUUUUAAUUGUUUUCUUUUUUGGAAUGCAGAUACAGAAUGCUGCUACUGUUGAAGAAGCAAGAUUGGCCAUUUUUGAUGCUUCAGAAAGCUUGUCAAUCCUUGGAGCAUUACGGCACAUUAAAGACCUUGAUGAGCGGGAUGAUUUGGUCCUUGAAGCUGCCCAGGAUUACUUUGAGGGGAGAGUAAAAGUAGGACUGGAACAGUUGGCAGAAGGUUUGGAGACAUUUGGCUUAGCAGAGGCUAUCCGUAAGCACCCCUCCGAAUUUGAAGGUCUGUUUUUAAAAUCUUCAAAAUCCUUAGUGGCCAAGGAUCUAAUAAGUCUGUUUCAGCCCAACUUUUCACCACGUGGAAGCAACCGGCGGCGUGAGGAGAACAGAGUUCUUUGCUUUUGGAGAGACUGGCUAAUGGAAGGUGACCAGUGUAUCCCUGUGACCCUGGAAAAGGUGCUCAUCUUUGCAUCAGGACUUGACAGACUCCCUCCCCUGGGAUUUCAAGUCCCACCGUCUUUGGAAUUCCUGCAUGCAACAGGGUGCCGGAGACCGCUACCAUAAGCAAAUACCUGCUCUGUUUGCAUUAGGUUGCCUAUUCACCCCACCUAUGAGGAUUUUGAGCACUGGAUGAACUCUGCAAUCAUACAAGCACCUACAUUUGGGCUUGCUUAAUGCAUUUUGAGAAUGAAUCAAAUUUUAGAUAACCUUUACUUGGCUUUAGAUAUUCUGUCCCCACUGUCCUUGCAGCCCCAGUGCACAACAAGUCAUAAGAGCUUUGUUCUUUUAAUUGUUUGGAACUUAAAACAGCUGUGAUUUUUUUUCAAAUAUUUCAAUAUUAGAAACAGCCACAGUAUUUACAAGUAAAUCCCACAUAGAAUAGAGAUUUGUAAGAAUUCUGCAAUUAUGCCGUUUGGGAUAGUUGAUAAGUCACUGAAAUAUUAUGAUUUGAAAUGUUGCAUGUUUUUAUUGCCUCAUCGUCAGCAUAACAACCACUCCCUCACAACUCCACACAGGCCCCAGUAGACCCAUCCCCCACCACACCCACUAGACUGUUGCCCCCUUCAAAAUACAAAACAGAAUGUUUUUUCCACGUCUUUUAUUUGUUCAAAACAUGUACAACAGUUGUGAUGUUAAUGUUGUAAUGAAUGUAAUGAAUUAUCAGCUAUCUUCUAUCCUGUUACUAUGAUCACUCUCUUGCCUUAGUGAACAAAUGUCACCAAAGUCAUCAGCUAUGUUACAAAGAAAUGCAAUUUUGAGUAAAUUUGUCUUUUAUUCACGUCUUUUAUUUGUUCAAAACAUGUACAACAGUUGUGAUGUUAAUGUUAAUGAAUUCACAGCUAUACUGAAAUGUUAAUAAAGCAUACUGUUACUUUCAUCACUACUGUCUCUUGCCUUAGUAAACAAAUUUCACCAAACAAAGUCAUCAGUAUUGUUACAAAGAAAUGCAAUUUUGUGUACAUUUUUUGAGUCUGCAUAAUUAAAGAUAAUUUACAACUAUAUAUCUCUGCUGAGCUUUAUAUGCUUUCUAAGUAUGUACAUGUAUUGUUUCAACACAUAAUACUUUUUUUCUCUGUAUAUUUCUCUGUUGCAGUGUGUUGUGCUGGUGUAAAUGUGUCAGAGAAAUCAGUGCUGCUGGAAAACCUUAGUGUCACUGCUGGACUGAGAACUGUCCACCAACAAAAACAAUCUGUCCAACAGCUUCUCACACAGAGCGUCCUGUGACCACUGAUGUACUAAAGGAGCACAAACUGUGCAGCAGCAGAUGAGCUAUCAUCUCUGACUUUAGAUGUACAUGGUGGACCAACAAGUAGGAGUGUCUAAUAGGGUGGACAUGGUGUUUAAAAUUCCGGUAGCACUGCUGUUUCUGAUCCACACACAGCAGCACAACAAAAGCUAAAACACAACCACCACCUCAGUAUAUAUUUCAUCUGUGGAGAUUCUCUGGAAUGUUUCUCAAAAACGCUAAAACCUGCUGCAAAAUAUCAACUCCAAAAUGA
Messenger RNA from Astyanax mexicanus (Mexican tetra), 2325 nucleotides. Its product is annotated as G2/M phase-specific E3 ubiquitin-protein ligase-like. The record is from RefSeq and is a predicted model, not a curated record. Bases 362 to 889 code for a protein of 175 amino acids. The transcript is spliced from 3 exons. Lineage: Eukaryota; Metazoa; Chordata; Actinopteri; Characiformes; Acestrorhamphidae.